AUGCCUCACGCGCGCCAUUGUUUGGCCUUAACGCGUUUUGGCCCUCGCCCCCUCCCUUUCUCCGCUUGCCUCUCCUUCUCCCCACCCUGCUUCCCUCUCCACCCAUCUUUUCCCUACUUUCGUCCCCGCCCCACCCUCCCCUUCCCGUUCCUAACUUCCCCCGCCUCGUCCGCCUUCUCCGUCCCCUCCACCUCCCUCCGCCUUCGCCUCUUCCGCCUGCUCCCGUUCCGUCCGCCUCCUCCGCCUCCGCAUCUUCCGCCUGAUCCGCCUCCUUCCCCGACCACAGCCAGCAGCCCCGUGUCUCGCAGCGCGCGCACGCCCGGCAGCGGGGUCGCGAGGAGAGCCAACCGGGUGGCGCCACGUGCGUCCGCGGACGCAGAGGAGCCGGUGACCAUUGACAACUCGACCGUCACAGUGCUUGUGGUGGGUGGCGGUGGAGUGGGAAUGGAGCUGGUGCGACAGUUGGCCAAGGCGGGAUCGUGGGUGACAACACUGCAUGUUCGUGGUGGGUGGCGUAGGAGUGGGACUUUUGAGUCGACUCAAAAGUCACUCUUCCCCCCUAACGUGCUCCGUAUGUGUGUGUGCAUUGUUUGUGGUGGGCGGCGGUGGAGUGGGAAUGGAGGUGGUGAGGCAGCUGGCCAAGGCAGGCUCGUGGUGCUCGUGGUGUGUGGUGGUGGCAUGGGAUUGAAGGUGGUGAGACAGCUGGCCAAGGCAGGCUUUCCUUGUGGUGGGUGGCGGCGGAGUGGGAAUGGAGGUGGUGAGGCAGCUGGCCAAGGCAGGCUCGUGGGCGACGGCGCUGCAGAGAGGGGAGAAGUUCUUAUAGUGAUUAUCUCAUCUCAUCUCCCACCCCCUCUCUCUCCUCGCAUCCUGUCACCCCGCUCUCCCCUCUCAGUCCUCGUGGUGGGUGGCGGCGGAGUGGGAAUGGAGGUGGUGAGGCAGCUGGCCAAGGCAGGCUCGUGGGUGACGGCGCUGCAGAGGGGGGAGAAGUUCCGCAAGGAGAUUGAGGGGCUGGGGGCCAUGCUCGCCAUUGGGGACGUGAUGGCGCCGGGAACGAUAGAGAAGGCGCUCAGAGGAAACACAUUUGACGCUGUUGUGUCCACCGUUGGUGAGUUGGCGGCAGUGGGCAGUGGGCGUGAUGGUAUUGAGGGGCUGGGGGCCAUGCUGGCUGGUGGCGACGUGAUGGCGCCUGGAAAAAUCGAGAAGGCGCUAAGAGGGAACACCUUUGAUGCUGUCGUGUCUGCCAUUGGUGCUUAUGUUCGCCACACCACCCUCCAGGUGUCCAGCAUAGGAGCAGGCGACAGCAAGGCGGCAGUGCCUGGGAAGGAGAUGGACGCGCCGGGGCCGGUGUCUAGCAUAGGAGCAGGCGAUAGCAAGGCGGCGGUCCCAGGGAAGGAGAUGGACGUGUUGGGGCCGGUGCUGGCCGAGAAGGAGAAGAGCGAGGAGCGGCUCAAGGCCAGCGAUAAGCUCAAAUGGACCAUCGUUCGCCCAGGAGGGCUGCUCUCAGAUGUAAGGGGCGAGGAGAUGGGUGGGUCCAGGGCUGCGGGUAUAAUAAGAGCAGGAGAGGAGCGUCUGAAGGCGAGUGAUAAGGUCAAGUGGACCAUCGUUCGCCCAGGUGGCCUGCUCUCAGAUGUGAGUUCACUCUGCUUUGGCUGGAGGGGAAGGGAUUGUUUCCGGGGAAACACAGGUUUAGGGAGAGGAGAGGAGCGGCUCAAGGCCAGCGAUAAGCUCAAAUGGACCAUUGUUCGCCCAGGAGGCCUUCUCUCUGAUGCUUCUGAGGAGAGACAGGAGCGGUCGAAGGCGAGCGAUCAGCUCAAGUGGUCCAUCGUCCGCCCAGGAGGCCAGCUGUCAGAUGUUAGGGGUGAGGAGGGAGGUCGGAUGCGAGCAAUGGCUCGGGCAUCUUCAGAGGACAGCAUCAUGGCGGCCACUGGCACAGGCAUUCUCACAGAAGACAGCAGCGUGGUGGGGGUCAUCUCCCGUGCUGACGUGGCACAACUGAUUUUGCGCAUUCUCUUUGAGGAGAAGGCGGAGGGGAAGGUUUUCUCUGCCAUUGAUGCACAAAAGAAAUUUCCUGGAGCACCCGAGAAGGAAAUUGUUGAGUUCAAGGUGUAA
This is a messenger RNA of Closterium sp. NIES-65, 2109 nucleotides long. The record is from the annotation of a GenBank genome assembly. Lineage: Eukaryota; Viridiplantae; Streptophyta; Zygnematophyceae; Desmidiales; Closteriaceae.